AUGCACUUCUGCAAAACAUAUUCUCAACUUCUUCUAACCCUCCCCCAAGAACUCCAAGAGAAUGCUAUCGAAUAUAGACAGCUCAAGAAGCUCAUAAACAAGGUGGUCAACGAGCUCACGUCGCUUGGCCUCAGCCCGGCUGUCUUGCAGAAUAUAUUACAGAAGAAUGAUACUGCUUCUGGGAGUGCCAAAGGAAAGCAGCGUGCAUUUGGAGAAAGGCCUGAAGAGAUCGUAAACGUUGGGGAUCAGGAUGAUGGUGUAGCCGAUUUGUCUAGACCACAGACGACGAAGGCGAUAUACGAAGUGAUUCACGACGGAGAACACCUUCAGCCUCGAUUACGCGUAUGGGUUGGAAGACAGAAGGAUACGGACAGUGGAAAUCGUGCUGGGGAUAACGUUGAUGACAGUCCUCGAAGUCCGGCAUCGGCAGCUCGUGUGACCAUCUUGCUUGACGCCCCCGAAUCCCUUUCGUCAUCUCCAGUGGAUGCGGUAGCUUCGAGUCAGGAAAUUAACUCAGAUUACGUCGGAAACAGGGAGCUGCUUCUUGUUGCGAAGCCUAUAGUCGCUCGACCUAGGCAAAGCUUGAUAUGGACGUUACAGAAGCAAGCAGAAAUCGAGGAAACUGAAGAGGCAGCAACGCCCGAGCUUCCUUCUACCGAAGGACAAGAAAGUAAUGUCCCAAUACCUGUUGUCCAUCCUGUCGAGCUUGUGCGCAGACAGGUACUCGUAACUGCUGAUGGAACACGCGAACUUAUUAUACCACUGGAAUCCGACAUGGCUUUCUUUGAACUCUUAUACACGGCACUUCAGUCCCUUUCUUCUCGUCUCCUGGUCGUUCGUUCUGAUUUCAUCGGCAAGCUCGACGCUCUUGCUCGUACAAUUUCUCGGACAGCACGUCCGCAAUCUGCUUCUUCGCGAGGGUUCCAUCCAUCAUCAUCGCUCGGCGAUGCGGAGGCCAUAAGCGCACCGCUGAUAUCUCCGUUCUCUAGUUCUUUCGUCCCUGGGGGAAAGGUAAAGAGCGACCUAUACACAUGGAGGGAGAUAUUCCAACUUUACGUAGAAGCGGAAAUUUUCGAGAGCGUACAUGAACAAGAUAGGGGCGAACGAAGUAUUGCGGAAACGGAGAGACGGCUGGCUUUCUUUGCGGAACAAGUCACAACGCGAGGCUUGAGUGACAGGAGGAAACUCAAAUAUAAGGAGAGUAGAGAUGCCUUAGAGAGCUUCUUGCAACUCAAUGUCUUUCUUGUUAACCUGAAGAAGUUCCAAUUUGCUACUGCAGAGGCUGCACGAAAGAUUCUCAAGAAACACGCAAAGAGGACUGCUCUUCCGUUUCCCAUUCCCAGUCUGGACGGCUCGUCUGCGUCUCUACAAGGCGAUAAGCAGGUGUCUUCUCUUCUUCGAAGAGAUGGGCCAGGAGUUUUAUAUGCUGAUAUUCUUACUCUCAUUCCGACGUCCACGUUAUCCCUUCCUCAUAUCCUCGUACAAGCAAUAGGAGAGACUCUGCUUCCUAUCAUCCCUCACUUGGAUGAUUACUCUUGUUUGAUAUGUGUGAACAUUGCGUUCAAGCCCAUCCGCCUCAGCUGUGGCCAUCUGUUCUGCGUUCGAUGUUUGGUCAAGAUGCAAAAGCGAGGUCAGGAUCAUUGCCCGUGCUGUCGCGCACCGACUGUUCUCAAGGCCAACCGUACAAACGUCGACUGGGCGAUGCUCAACUUCAUGCAAGAUUGGUUCCCGCGAGAAACUGCGAAGAAGUUGAAGCAGAAUGAGAAAGAGGCUGCUCAGGAGCAGCUUGAGGAACUUGGGAUUCCGGACCAGAGCUGCGUGGUAAUGUAAAGUUAUUAUAUAUGUUGUUAUGUCUGGUAUUUGUGGAUACUUUCUGUUGCUGU
Messenger RNA from Fomitiporia mediterranea MF3/22, 1883 nucleotides. RefSeq lists its product as uncharacterized. The transcript is spliced from 6 exons. The record is from RefSeq and is a predicted model, not a curated record. Bases 1 to 1830 code for a protein of 609 amino acids. Lineage: Eukaryota; Fungi; Basidiomycota; Agaricomycetes; Hymenochaetales; Hymenochaetaceae. Gene Ontology annotation, molecular function: metal ion binding.